Penicillium waksmanii is the source of this 441-nucleotide messenger RNA. RefSeq lists its product as uncharacterized. Bases 1 to 441 code for a protein of 146 amino acids. The record is from RefSeq and is a predicted model, not a curated record. The transcript has 3 exons. Lineage: Eukaryota; Fungi; Ascomycota; Eurotiomycetes; Eurotiales; Aspergillaceae.
AUGCCGAUCUUCCAUCGCGACUCCAUCGCGAGCUCAUCUUCCUCGGGCCACAGCAUCGAGGAGCCCCAUCAGGCCCACCGCAGCAACUCACUGUUUGGGAGUCGUUCCACCCAUUCCGCACACUCAUCUAGAUCUUCGAGGUCCUCAAGGUCCUCAAAAUCUGGCGCAUCGCAUCAUAGCCGUCGUCACCAUAGUCUUUUCCAGCGUUCUCCCGAGGACCCGUCAAUUCAAGCUGCCCGUGAGCAGGUUUUCCGCGCUGAAACUGCAGAGCGAGACGCAGAUAAGGCGCUCAUGGCAUCUAAAUUGGCUGUCAAGGAGGCUAGGGAUCAUGUAAAGAGCAUUGAGCGUGAAGCUGCCGAAGAAGCACGGAUGGCCAAGAUCAAGCAGGACCAGGCCAAAUCGAUCUCGAAGAGAGCCAAGCCACUUGGACGUCAUUAUUAA